This is a messenger RNA of Rotaria sordida, 984 nucleotides long. The record is from the annotation of a GenBank genome assembly. NCBI's taxonomy places the organism in Eukaryota, Metazoa, Rotifera, Eurotatoria, Philodinida, Philodinidae.
AUGUUUUUUGCAUUUUUUAUAUUAAGUUCUAUAUAUAUUUCAAAAGUAAAUGGCUGGGGUGUUACUGGACAUGCUCUUGUAGCUAAACUUGCACAAACUAUGUUGACUAAGGAGUCAGAAAAAUUCGUUCGUAAUUAUUUACCAUGGUAUACAAUAGGUAAUUUAAGUAUGCUUGCUUCAUGGCCUGAUAUAAUCGUUUCUCCAAAUACAAAUCCAAUUGAUUAUCUCAAUUGGUUAUGGUCAAGAGAAUUGCAUUAUGUCAAUGUACCUGAUUGGACUUGUAAUUAUGAUCGUAAUCGUGAUUGUAAUUGGACGAGUAGACAACGUUGUGUUGAUGGAGCAAUUCAAAAUUAUACAAAACAAUUAGCUGAUAUUAAUCAAGAUAAUAUUCAACGACAAGAAGCAUUAAAAUUUUUAGUACAUUUUAUUGGUGAUAUUCAUCAACCAUUACAUGCAGGUUUUGUUGGUGAUAAAGGUGGAAAUUUAAUUCGAGGUAAUUUUUUUGAUAAACCAACUAAUUUACAUGCUUUAUGGGAUCAAUUAAUGAUUGAACGUCGUAUUUUAUUAGAUUUUCAAAAUGAUGAAAAUAAAUAUUAUGAUUAUCUAUUUAAUUUACUACAAACAACUUAUGCACAUAAUAUUUCACAAUGGUCAAAAUGUCCGUCAGAUGAAGAAUCUCAUGAUGUAGCAUGUUCAACAGUUUGGAUUAAUGAAAAUAUUGAAUUAAAUUGUGCAUAUAUUUAUCGAGAUGAAGAUAAUAAACCAAUGAAUAUAUCAUAUGAAUUUCGUUUAGGUGAAACUUAUUAUAAUACAAGAAUAGGUAUUCUUGAACAACGACUUAUUCAAGGUAGUGUUAGACUUAGUGGUGUUAUUAAUAAAAUUGUUAAAUUACAAAAACAAGAACAUCAUAGAAAGAAAAAUAAUGACUAUUCAUUUGUUUCAUAUGUUAUCUUAUUCGUCGAAAAUUUAAUCAACAAUUAUUAG